AUGAGAACGUCUGCGGUGUUCUACAAGGGUUACCUCAAACUCUUGAUAGCUAGUUUGUGGAGCAUGAUUUGUUUGCUAUUCAGAAGGCAUUUAAAAACAGCAUUAAAAUACCAAAGUGUAAAAUAUGAUAUUGUUCCUUUAUCUCCCCUAUCUAAAUACCGGUUGUGUACUUUAAGACGAAAAGUUAUGGUAUUAGAUUUGGAUGAGACACUGAUUCAUUCAGUACACGAUGGAAUAAUGCGGCCAACGGUCAGACCAGGAACACCUCCGGAUUUCGUUCUCAAAGUUUUUAUUGACCAUCAUCCUGUUCGCUUCUCAGUUCAUAAACGGCCUCAUGUUGAUUUUUUCCUCAAUGUGAUAAGCCAGUGGUACGAACUUGUAAUAUAUACAGCUAGUCUUGAAAUUUACGGGGCAGGAGUAACUGAGUUGCUCGACAAUGGACGCCAUAUUCUUCAGAGACGAUUUUAUAGACAGCAUUGUACAUAUGAUAAUGGCAGCUAUUCAAAGAAUCUUUCCCUAAUUACUUCUGACAUGGCUUCUGUAUUCAUUUUAGACAAUUCUCCAGGGGCAUAUCGAUCAUAUCCUGAUAAUGCUAUACCGAUUCGGUCGUGGUUUUCUGAUUCACGUGAUACAGCCCUUCUAUGUCUGCUACCCGUAUUGGAUGCUCUUAGAUUUGUGAGCGAUGUACGUUCAGUACUAAGUCGUAAUUUACACAGGCCUCAAUCCAUACUACCUUAA
Molecule: messenger RNA, 738 nt
Organism: Schistosoma rodhaini
Lineage: Eukaryota; Metazoa; Platyhelminthes; Trematoda; Strigeidida; Schistosomatidae
Source: the annotation of a GenBank genome assembly